AUGGGUUCCGCUGCUUCAAAGCCCGCGAAAUCAGCGGCAUCCGCUGCCGCCCGCCGUCAGUAUCCCAAGAAGCCAACCCCUCCCCCUACGGGACAGCGCAAAGCUCCCAAGGAAACGAAAGCAGCGCCCACGCCGGAGCCUGCGAGUGCAGCACCCAACCUUGAAUACACCCCCUCGACACCUCAUGCACCCGCGCCUUCCUCUCAAGGGCCGACAUAUCACUCCAAGGAGCCAGCUUCCGGCGUAAAAUCUGACGCCAUCGACAUGGACGGCCGAGACCCCGACUUCGCCGCUUCCCUUCGCUCAAUUGGCCCGGUCAACCCAAACCCAACCUACUCCAACUCAAGCACCGUCAAUGGCCCCGGCUCAAUGCAAACGAUCUUCCCUCGGUCCUCGAACCCAGCCCUGCUGGUCAUCAACGCCCGCCAAAGACUCAACAAACUCGUAGAAGAGGAGGCCGAGUCGUAUGGUGUUGCCGGCCAUCCUGGACGGCAGUUCCUCGAUGCGCUUACCAUUCAGCAGGUCCUGACUAUGCGCGAUAAGCAGGGUAUGUCUCGGAGGCAGAUUGAGAAAUUCUUGGGUCUGAAGAGUGGUGUUGUUGAUCGGUUAGGGAAGGAUGCUAUUGUUUCGCGUAUUGCAUGA
Penicillium antarcticum is the source of this 642-nucleotide messenger RNA. RefSeq lists its product as uncharacterized. The transcript has 2 exons. The record is from RefSeq and is a predicted model, not a curated record. Bases 1 to 642 code for a protein of 213 amino acids. NCBI's taxonomy places the organism in Eukaryota, Fungi, Ascomycota, Eurotiomycetes, Eurotiales, Aspergillaceae.